This is a messenger RNA of Chenopodium quinoa (quinoa), 702 nucleotides long. RefSeq lists its product as uncharacterized. Bases 1 to 702 code for a protein of 233 amino acids. The record is from RefSeq and is a predicted model, not a curated record. Lineage: Eukaryota; Viridiplantae; Streptophyta; Magnoliopsida; Caryophyllales; Amaranthaceae. The transcript has a single exon.
AUGUCAAACCUUGUAAAACUCGAAUUUGUUGUUCUUGAUAUUACUGGAAACAACUAUCUGUCUUUUGUGUUAGAUGCUGAAAUACACUUAGAUGCAAAGGGACUUGGUGAUACUAUUAAAGAAAAUAAUACUGCAACAAGCCAAGAUAAGGCUAAAGCUAUGAUAUUCCUUCGCCAUCACCUUCAUGAAGACCUUAAGACUGAGUACUUGACUGUUAAAGAUCCACAAGUCCUUUGGAGUAAUCUAAAGGAAAGGUAUGACCACCAGAAAACUGUGAUAUUACCAAAAGCUCGUUAUGACUGGUUACAUUUAAGAUUACAAGACUUUAAGUCUGUGAGUGAAUAUAACUCAGCCAUGUUUAAAAUUACAUCACAAUUGAAAUUAUGUGGAGAGAAAAUCACGGAUGCAGAAAUGUUAGAAAAAACAUACUCUACAUUUCAUGCAAAUAAUGUUGUCCUGCAGACACAAUACCGUGAAAAGGGUUUUACAAAAUAUUCUGAAUUGAUAUCUUGUCUCCUUGUGGCUGAGAAAAAUAAUGAACUAUUAAUGAAAAAUCAUGGAUCACGCCCAACUGGCUCUACUCCAUUCCCUGAAGCGAAUGCGACAUCCCAUACUGGAAAAGAGCAAAAGGCUAGAGAUCACGCUAGCAGUCGUGGUCGAGGUCUUGGUCGCGGCCGCGGACGUGGACAUGAUCGUGGUUGA